Molecule: messenger RNA, 1649 nt
Organism: Quercus robur (English oak)
Lineage: Eukaryota; Viridiplantae; Streptophyta; Magnoliopsida; Fagales; Fagaceae
Product: mogroside IE synthase-like
Exons: 2
Coding region: 97-1458 (453 amino acids)
Molecular function (GO): UDP-glycosyltransferase activity
Source: RefSeq, a predicted model, not a curated record
UGCAAUUAUUCAGCCAAUGAGUUAUAUAUUUGAUUCCCGGUUCAUGAAUUCUUCAUCCUAAGUUUCUUCACACACAUAAAGAGAUCGACAGAGAGAAUGGAGAGUCAAACUCAAACUCAACCUCAUAUCCUAGUACUUCCAUACCCUAUACAAGGUCACAUAAACCCAAUGUUCCAAUUCUCAAAGCGCCUAGCCUCAAAGGGUCCUAGAGUUACAUUAGUAGCUACCACCACUAUUAGUGAGUCAGUGAAAGCCAUAGCCAGCCACACUAUCAACGUAGAAAUCAUCUCUGAUGGCUCUACAGAAAGUAAAACUUUUGAUACCAGUGACAGUGAUGAAUACUAUGAAAACUUCAGAGUGACAGUCUCUCAAAGCUUGACAAAGCUGAUUGAAACCCAAAAAAGUUCCGAACACCCUCCAAAAUUUGUUGUGUAUGACGCAGUCAUGCCAUGGGCUCUAAACAUAGCUCGGGAACUAGGCUUAGAUGGUGCUCCGUUUUUCACUCAGUCUGGUGCUGUUAACGCAAUCUAUUAUCAUGGCUAUAAAGGAACACUAAAGUUGCCCUUAGAAGAGCCUACAGUAUCACUGCCCUCGAUGCCAUUACUGGGAGCCAAUGAUCUACCUUCUUUCAUGGCUGAUACUGGCACAUACCGAGCUUUAUUUAGCACCUUAUUGAACCAAUUAUCGAAUAUUGAUGAAGCAAAUUGGAUCUUUUGUAACACCGUCCAUGAGUUGGAAGAUGAGGUACUGAAUUGGAUGACAAGCCAAUGGCCUGUUAAAACUAUUGGACCAACUAUUCCAUCAAUUUACUUAGACAAGCGGUUGGAAGAUGACAAAGAGUAUGGCCUUAGCUUGUUUAAGCCCGAGAUGGAUGCUUGCAUGAAGUGGCUAGACAUGAUGGAAGCUGGCUCAGUCAUUUAUAUAUCAUUUGGAAGCUUGGCAUCCCUUGGAGCAGACCAAAUGGAGGAACUAACAUUGGGAUUGAAGAAUAGCAAUUGCCACUUCUUAUGGGUAGUUAGAGAUUCAGAACACAAAAAGCUUCCAGCUAAUUUUGUACAAGAAACAACAGAAAAAGGGUUGGUUGUGAGUUGGUGCAAUCAACUUGAAGUAUUGGCUCACAAGGCCAUUGGGUGCUUCAUGACUCAUUGUGGAUGGAACUCAACGCUUGAGGCAUUGAGCUUGGGGGUGCCAAUGGUUGCUAUGCCACAAUGGACAGAUCAAAGAACUAAUGCAAAGUUCAUUGUAAAUGUGUGGAAGGUAGGGGUUAGGAUUAAACUUGACGAAAAAGGCUUUGCUAACAAAGAAGAAAUAGAGUUUCGUAUAAGGGAAGUAAUGGAAGGAGAGAGUGGGAAAGAGAUGAAAAAGAAUUCAAUGAAAUGGAAGAAAUUGGCUAUAGAGGCAGUGAAUGAAGGUGGAAGUUCAGAUAAAAACAUAGAGGAGUUUGUGAAAAAGUUAUAAAUUUUGGCCAAUAUGACCAAAAUUUAUUGAACCAACCACCAUAUAGUAAAUUUAUUCCCUAGAAAUGUGUACCCACCUAAAAACCGGGCUAUUCUGAACUAUUUCGGUUGAUACAAAUCAUUCCGUCUUUUUUAUAAUUAUUUAUCCUUAUUGUGUAAUGAAUAAAUUAAACUCUUUGUUUGUGUGUUUAA